Messenger RNA from Lucilia sericata (common green bottle fly), 2116 nucleotides. Its product is annotated as putative mediator of RNA polymerase II transcription subunit 26. Bases 348 to 1775 code for a protein of 475 amino acids. The transcript has 5 exons. Lineage: Eukaryota; Metazoa; Arthropoda; Insecta; Diptera; Calliphoridae. The record is from RefSeq and is a predicted model, not a curated record.
CGCACAACGUAAAUGAGAGUGAGAAAAUUGAGAUAAGAAAUUGAAUAAAUAAUAAAAAAGGAAAGAAAAUAUUAUUAAAAUAAAGAUUAGAAGAAUUUUUCAUUUUGACAAGUUAACAAGUUAAAUGAAGGUGUACAAAAAAUAUUUCAAAAAAAUUCGUAUUAAAAAUCAAAAUAAUUUAAUUAAAUAAAAUUAUACCUACCUAUUCAAAAUUAAAUUAAACAAGUGUUGUAGUAAAAAUUAUUUUUUUAUGAUUUUAUUUUGAGUGUUAGUGAAUUAAAGAAUAUUAAAAUAGAAAUAUUUUACCCACAAAAAACCAAAAAAUAAGAAAAAAAGUUGCAAUAAAAAUGGUAUUACGUUCGGGCAUUAUUUUACCAUUUCAAUUUCGAGACACCAAAAAAUUAUUAAUGAUUGGAGUGCCUGAAGAGAAUCGCGAUUUAAGCAUUUGGGACUUGAAAAAUGUCGUACGUGCUGCUUUUGGUAUUUACAAUUUUGAGUUUCGCAACAAAAAGAUUGGUUUCAAUAUACCCGAUGAACUACUGUUGCAGUAUUUAGCACAGCGUCACGAUUUAACUAAUUUCGUUAUAGAAAUUGGACAGGUUUUUGAUCCUUGUAAAGACAACUAUCACGCUUUAAUAUCAAAUUGUUUUUCCUGCCGCUGCGGUUCUACCCAAAAGCAAGCUCUAGAUUUACACGAACCAUCAAAAACUACAGCAACAAACACUGCCAACAAUGGUCAACCACAGUCACAGCAACAACAACAGCAACUGCAUAAACUUCACCAACAACAACUACAACAAUACCCACAACAAUCGAGCAGUGCUUCCAAUUCACAACAUUCACAAAACAAUGAUGAUCCACCACCAUUAAAAAUACGCAUUACCAAUGUAAAUACACUGCCGCCUUCGAGUACAAUGUCAGUAGACAACACCACUGAAACAGAACAAAUUGAAAUUGAACCCAAAAUAGAUUACGAUGAAGUAUCAUCACCGCCUCCAGUAACUCACUCUGCACUAGCACAACAACAGCAAUUCGAACAAGAGCAUCAACAGCAACAACUGCAUCAUCAGCAGCAGCAACAACAACACCAGCAACACCAUCAGUCUGCUCUGCACGAAUCACAAACUGCCCAAGCCACAACGACGGCCUUAUCAUUAAGUUCAUCAACGUCUGCUUUGAAUUUGCACAAUAAUCCUGAUACCGAUGAGGAAACUUCGUACAUGGAAAGAGAAUUACAAGAACAAGAAUUGCAUUUAGAACGUAUGCAUGAGUAUUUUAUGCAACAACAGCAACAGCAUUUACAACAACAACAGCAGCAGCAUCAACAACAUCAGCCACAUAUAGAUGCUCUAAUGCAAGAGUCAUCCUCCUCAAAUAGCUUAAGACAACGCAUGUCAAAAAAGCAAAAAGAAGUUUAUGUGAACUUUUUGGAACAGCAUCCUGUUAUAAACGAACAUAGACGUAAUGAUCCAGCUUUAAAUCGUUAUUGGAUUAAAUUAGCUGACAUAUUGAAUUCCGUACCUCAGGGAGCUGUUAAACACGUAGCUGAAUGGAAGCAAACUUUUGAUAAUUGGCGUUAUCGAGUCUUUCUCUAUGCUCGCUACAAUUCAAAAAUAUCCGGGGAGGAGGCUCUCAAUCCCAAGUGUUUUAAGCCCUUAACACUGACCGACAAGCGAGCCUACAAUAUAUGGAUACGUAAUCCAGAUACAGCACCGCCCGAUUUAGAACAAAUGCGCAAUGUUUUCAUGAAUCUGGAAGAAGCUCAACCUGAAUGAAUCGCUUUAAAAUUAAUAAAAACAAAACUAUCGUGCUAUAUAUUAUAUAAUUGAACGCCAUUUUUUCUUGUGCUAAUAUCACUAUAAUUAUUAUAAAAUUACUAUAUAUACUAUUACUACUAUAGUUGUUGUCUGUUUAGUCAUGUAGUUAAUAUAUUUUGUGUGUUAUUUUAUUAUAUUUAUAAUUUGUUUUAAAUAAUGUAUAAUGCUCAAUAGUUGUUAAGAUGCUUUUUUGUUUUAUAUACAUAUAUUUAUAAAGUUGAACAAAAAAACAAACAUUUAUGUUUAAUAAUCUGUACAUAUGAAUUAUUUUAUUUGUUUUUGUAAAUAAAUGGAAAUUA